This is a messenger RNA of Dromiciops gliroides (monito del monte), 1171 nucleotides long. Its product is annotated as tumor susceptibility gene 101 protein-like. The record is from RefSeq and is a predicted model, not a curated record. Gene Ontology annotation, biological process: protein transport; endosome to lysosome transport; protein modification process. Gene Ontology annotation, molecular function: ubiquitin binding. Gene Ontology annotation, cellular component: ESCRT I complex. Lineage: Eukaryota; Metazoa; Chordata; Mammalia; Microbiotheria; Microbiotheriidae. The transcript has a single exon.
AUGGCUGUGUCGGAGAGCCAGCUGAGCAAGUAUAAGUACUGAGACCUAACUGUACGGGAAACUGUCAGUGUUAUUACACUGUACAAAGAUCUCAAACCUGUAUUGGAUUCUUAUGUCUUUAAUGAUGGCAAUUCUAGGGAGCUAAUGAGCCUUACUGGAACAAUUCCUGUGCCUUACAGAGGUAACACAUACAAUAUCCCAAUAUGCCUGUGGCUGCUGGACACAUAUCUGUAUAAUCCCCCUAUCUGUUCUGUUAAGCCUACUAGUUCAAUGACCAUUAAAACAGGGAAGCAUGUUGAUGCAGAUGGAAAGAUCUAUCUUCCUUAUUUACAUGAAUGGAAGCAUCCACACUCUGACUUAUUGGGUCUGAUUCAAGUAAUGAUUCUGGUGUUUGGAGAGGAGUCUCCAGUGUUUUCGGGUCCUACUGUUUCAGCAUCCUAUCCACCAUACCAAGCAAGAGGACCACCAAAUACUUCCUAUAUGCUAGGUAAGCCAAGUGGAAUGACUCCAUACCCACCUGGACACCCUCCCAAUCCCAGUGGUUUCCCAAGUUAUCCUUACCCACCAGGUGGACAGUACCCUCCAACAAGUUCACAAUACCCUUCCCAACCUCCUGUGACCAUUGUUGGGCCCAGCAGGGAUGGCACAAUCAGUGAGGACACUAUCCGAGCAUCUCUCAUUUCAGCAGUUAGUGACAAGUUGAGAUGGCGAAUGAAAGAGGAAAUAGAUUGUGUCCACGCAGAGCUCAGUGCCUUAAAGCGUACAGAGGAGGACCUGAAAAAAGGUCACCAGAAUCUGGAAGAGAUGGUAACCCGCUUGGAUCAGGAAGUGGCUGAAGUUGAUAAAAACAUUGAAUUACUGAAAAAGAAGGAUGAAGAGCUGAGUUCUGCUUUGCAGAAAAUGGAAAAUCAGUCUGAAAACAAUGACAUUGAUGAAGUUAUCAUUCCCACAGCCCCACUCUACAGACAGAUCCUGAAUUUGUAUGCAGAAGAAAAUGCAAUUGAGGAUACCAUCUUUUACCUGGAGGAAGCCUUAAGAAGGGGAGUGAUAGACCUAGAUGUCUUUCUGAAGCAUGUUCGACUUCUAUCCCAGAAACAGUUUCAGCUAAGGGCAUUAAUGCAGAAAACAAGGAAGACUGCAGGUCUCAGUGAUCUCUACUGAAUUCGCAGAU